AUGAAGAUCGCCAGCUCCCUCUCUUGUUUGUUUGCCGUGCUGCGGCUGACAUUUGCCAAUCCUCAAGCCACGGGUAAUGUCAAGCGGCAAGGCUCGCAGCUCCUUGACAGCUAUGACUUUGUCAUCGCUGGCGGUGGAACCAGCGGCUUGACCGUUGCAGAUAGGCUCACCGAGGCGUUCCCUGACAAAACCGUCCUUGUCGUUGAGUAUGGCGAGGUUGAGAACGCACGAGGGAUCUUCGACCCUCCAAUGACCAUCUGGGGAGGUAGCAGCAAUGCGGCAAGUGGCUGGCUGCUCAACUCCACGCCAAGUCCGGAGUUGAACAACGCCACGGCUCUCGUCAUGGUUGGCAAGGUAGUCGGUGGAAGCAGCGCCAUCAACGGCCAGUUCUUUGACCGAGGAUCGCGCUUCGACUAUGAUGCUUGGGAUCGACUCCAGGGAGGUAGCCCCGAGUCCCGGAUGAAAGGCAUCAACUGGAGUUGGGAUGGAAUCUACCCCUUCUUCAGAAAGAGCGUCACUUUCACACCGCCUCCUGAGGCUGUUGCGCGCAAAUACAACUACACCUGGGACACAUCAGCUUUUGAAAAUGUCACACCUAUCCACGCCAGCUUCCCCCCGUUCUUGUGGGGAGACCACUCUGUUGGGCGAGACGCCUGGGAGGAGAUGGGCAUCUGGCGGGCCGAGGAAUGCGCCAACGGGGACAAGGAAGGCCUUUGUUGGAUUCCCAUCUCACAACAUCCCAUAACAGCAAGACGGUCUUAUUCGGGAAUCGGCCACUACGCCGAUGUGGUCGCUGACAGGCCCAACUACCAUCUCCUGGUCAAGCACCAAGUGGCCCGGGUGGUAUACCCGGAGUGGAACACGAAAUCAGGCCCGCCUCUUGUGGAAGUACGUCCCCUAGACGGUGGCCCAUUGUUCAAUAUCUCCGUGAAGAAUGAGGUUAUUCUUUCAUCAGGGGUGUUCGGUACACCGGCCAUCUUGCAAAGAAGCGGAAUCCACCACAGGGAUUACUUGACAUGCUUGAAUCCUCAGCUAAGCAAACGCCACUCGCACCCACGCCAGACACGAAGCCGAUCGCUUUCUACGCCCUCGCCUUCAGACAUGCUCAACGCAACCUUUGCCGCCGAGACCGCGGCGGGCUUCAACCAAACCCCCGCCCAGGGCCCUUACACGCUCGCCAUGUCCAACAGCGCCAUCUGGGUAUCCCUCCCCAACAUCACCAUCGACUACCCCACCAUCAUGGACGCGAUCCGCGCGCAGAACACAUCCCCCAAACACCGCCACCCUCCACCUCCCCCCGCUUACAACGCCGACCCAACCCUGAUCGCCGGCUACCGGGCGCAACUCUCCCAGCUCGCCCAACUCUACGCCAACCCCCACUCUCCCAGCCUCGAAAGCGCCUGGGCCACAGGCACCUCCCCCGCCGCCAUCCUGCUGCACCCACUAAGCCGUGGCACGGCGCGGCUCAACGGCACGCACCCGUUCGAGCCGCCGGUGCUCGACUACCGGUCGGCGUCCAACCCGGUGGACAUGGCGCUGCACCUCGCGCACACGCGGUACCUGCGGCGCAUGACGCGCACCGACACGCUGCGGGGGCUGGGCGCGGUGGAGGUCGGGCCGGGGGACGAGGCGGCGGCGGAUGAGGAGCGGUUGACGGCGUAUGUGCGCCAGAACACCGUGCAGAGCUAUAUGCAUCCGUGCUGUACGGCGGCGAUGCUGCCGAGGGCGAGGGGGGGCGUGGUGGGGUCUGAUUUGAGCGUGUAUGGUGCGGCGGGGCUGAGGGUCGUGGAUAUGAGUGUCUUGCCGAUGUUGCCGGCGGCGCAUUUGAGUGCGACGGCGUAUGCUGUUGGUGAGAAGGCUGCCGAUAUCAUUAUCAAGCGAUGGAAAGCCGAAUAG
Molecule: messenger RNA, 1896 nt
Organism: Chaetomium globosum CBS 148.51
Lineage: Eukaryota; Fungi; Ascomycota; Sordariomycetes; Sordariales; Chaetomiaceae
Exons: 4
Coding region: 1-1896 (631 amino acids)
Biological process (GO): secondary metabolite biosynthetic process
Molecular function (GO): flavin adenine dinucleotide binding; oxidoreductase activity, acting on CH-OH group of donors
Source: RefSeq, a predicted model, not a curated record